AAAAUGACGCUCUUCUCUGCGAGCGAUAAACGCGUCACACUGACUCAAUGCAACAUGAAGGACCGCACACAAGAGCUCAGACAUGGAAAAGACCCAGAAGAGGUGGACGAGGUGGCCGUCGGUAUUGAAAAGGGUUUCAUGGACGAGUUCUUUGAGCAGGUAGAGGAGAUUCAAGGGUUCAUUGACUCUCUGGCAGAGAAAGUAGAAGAAGUGAAAAUAAACCACAGCGCCAUCCUGGCCUCUCCAAACCCAGACGAGAAAACAAAAGCAGAUCUGGAGGAGUUGAUGACAGAUAUCAAGAAGUUGGCUAAUAAAUUACGUUCCAAGUUAAAGAAUAUCCAGCAGACCAUAGAGCAGGAGGAGGCACUAAACCAUUCAAAAAAUCCAUCAGCUGAUCUGAGGAUACGGAAAACACAGCACUCCACCCUGUCACGUAAAUUUGUGGAGGUGAUGACGGAAUAUAAUGCAACGCAGUCAGAUUACAGGGAACGCUGUAAAGGACGGAUACAGAGACAGCUGGAGAUCACGGGAAGAAAUACAACAAAUGAGGAGUUGGAGAGCAUGUUAGAAAGUAACAACCCCUCCAUCUUCACUUCAGGGAUCAUCAUGGACUGCAACAUCAGUGAACAGGCCAUGAAUGAGAUUGAGACGCAGCACAAUGAAAUCAUCAAACUGGAGAACAGCAUCCGUGAGCUGCAUGAUAUGUUCAUGGAUAUGGCCAUGCUGGUGGAGAGCCAGGGAGAUAUGAUAGACCGUAUAGAGUAUAAUGUGGAUCAUUCAGUGGAUUACAUUAAGGAUGCAUUGUUAAACACCAAGAAGGCUGUAAAGUACCAGAGUAAAGCGCAAAGGAAGAAAAUCAUGAUUAUUAUCUGUUGUGUGCUGCUUGGAAUUGUUGUUGCCUCUAUCAUUGGUGGUGUGUUGUCCUGAAUGACACACAUACAGCGUGAUGUGUUUAGAGCGGAUAAUAAAGAGAAUGAAUGUUUGUUUCUAUGUGAGGCUGGACUGAACUACAUGGCUUGCACUAGAUGUCAACUAAUGUCGACUCAUCAAACCUGAGCAAAAGUCAUGUAGUGUAUUCUAGCCUUUAUUCUGGCUAUCGUAGGUCAUUGUAUUUUUUCAAGAAUUAAAACACAGGUCGCCUCUGAACAAAACAAAAUGUAUCAUCUGUCAGUGUGAUACUUUGAGGCUCUUUGAAGCAAACAAAUUCUCUCAAUCUAUAGUGAUAAACAGAAAGCAGUGUGUGCCGUUAUCAUUAAUGAGCCACUAGUCUUCUUUAAAUUGCAAAUAAAGAUCUGUGUAUAUUUUAUUCUGUUGUUGCAAGUAAAGUUCCAGUUUAUUCACACCUCAGAUUGUUUCCAGAUGUUUGUGUGCUUCAUAUACACGUGAAUGUCUAAAGAAAACAUGCAUUACUCGAUUUUAAAGUCCUCUAAUUCAUUAUAAGUAAAGUGCUGUAUAGACAUGGUUUCAGAGGACGUCCUCUCCAUCUGCCCUGCGAG
This is a messenger RNA of Sinocyclocheilus anshuiensis, 1496 nucleotides long. Its product is annotated as syntaxin-1A-like. Gene Ontology annotation, molecular function: SNARE binding; SNAP receptor activity. Gene Ontology annotation, cellular component: plasma membrane; endomembrane system; SNARE complex. Bases 4 to 927 code for a protein of 307 amino acids. Gene Ontology annotation, biological process: vesicle fusion; exocytosis; intracellular protein transport. The transcript has 10 exons. The record is from RefSeq and is a predicted model, not a curated record. NCBI's taxonomy places the organism in Eukaryota, Metazoa, Chordata, Actinopteri, Cypriniformes, Cyprinidae.